ACCCUUUUGGUGAUAGGAAUCAGUCUUGGGAUUGUUCUGGUCGCUCAGUUCCUCUAUAAGUGGGUCAGACGUUGGUGUAUAACGUCUUGAAUUCACUGUGUCAUCGUAAUCGUUCUGAUUCACGUCCGCUCAGUUGUUUUCCUUGAAAAUCUGGUGGAUUUCGAUGCUUGUCGUGGUAUAAUUUUUGUUUUUCCGCAAUUGCUUAGUGUUGUGAUUUGCAAAUACAGACGUUAAACGAAGUUUUAGCCCGUGGUGUUCUGUCAGGGACUCUCGAGUCUACCAUAUAUUGCAUGUACUACGCGUUUUGAUAUCAAAUUGAAGGCUUAUAGAACUAUCCGUAAUUGGACUACCUAUAUAGGAAGAUGACGAGUCGUAGAGUUAAGUUUCGCCCAACCUAAGAUGUCCUGUGGCUUUGUAAAGGAAAAUGUUUGUUGGGGGCCUGUCAUGGGAAACAACCCAGGAGACCCUCCAACGUUACUUUGGUCAAUAUGGCGAGGUCAUUGAUUGCGUCGUAAUGAAGAAUAGUGACACGGGAAGGUCUAGAGGUUUUGGCUUUGUCACGUUUGCAGACCCCAACAAAGUUGAUGUUGUUUUGAAAAGUGGUCCUCAUGAAUUGGAUGGGAGAACUAUUGACCCAAAGGCCUGCAAUCCACGAAGUAUGCAGAAGCAGAAGAAAAAUGGGAACUGGCCUAAAGUAUUUCUUGGUGGUCUCCCAUCCAACUUAACUGAGACAGACUUACGGAAUUUUUUCUCGAGGUUUGGUGCUGUUAUGGAAGUGGUGAUUAUGUUUGAUCAAGAGAAGAAGAAAUCCAGAGGCUUUGGGUUUUUGUCCUUCGAAACGGAAGAGGCAGUGGAUAGAGCGGUGGCUGAGCACUUUGUCAACAUAAAUGGAAAGCAGAAGGUUGAGAUAAAGAAGGCAGAGCCACGAGAUGCAAGCAAGGCGCAGGAGGAUGCUGGUCAGUGGGGCACUCCUCCAGACAAUCAGUGGGGAAUGCCUGUUGGACCCCCUGGGAUGCCUGGACUCAAUAAUGGAAUGGGCCCAGGUAAUAUGGGUCCUCCUUUAGGGCCCCCCUUAGGACCUCAUAAUAGUCAGAUGGGAGGGCACAUGGGAACCCAAGGAAUGGUCCAAGGCCCGUACCAAGGCUGGGGUACUCCUCCGCAGCAGCAGGGAUACCCACCGCAAGGGUAUGGUGCCCCCCAGGGCCCUCAAGGCUACCAGGGUUGGGGUGCAGGCCAAACACUGCAGCAGUGGGGUGCACCUAAUUACGGGUCUCCAGGAGGCCAGCAGUACGGAAGUUUCGGACCAAUGGAGGGUGGAUCGUGGGGGUGGACGUCCCCCACCUCUCCCUCCUCCACACCUCAGCCACACGAACGGGAUCCAUAUGGACGUAAUGCUCCCCUUGGCGCUUUGGUGACAGGAGCGCCUGGUGCCCCGUCACCUAAUCUAGCCGCUGCAGCGGCUCCUCAGCCUGGGGGGAAAACCUCAGCAGAUUAUAGUUCCUGGGGUCAGUACAACUACAACCAGAUGACAAGUGAAAGCACUGCGGCUGCAGCAGCAGUGUUCAAUCAUGGUCAUGGUCGCGGUUACAACGAUGGUGGGCCUCAGGGACAGGCACCUGCCCACCAGGGCAAUACUAGGGCCCCCUACGCAGAGGAUGCAGCCAAGGAAGAGAGCAUAAUGAAAGGAGGGAAGAGGAAAGUAGUGGAUGAUGAUUUGGAGUUGUGUAAGAAGAGGAAAUUUCACCCUGAACAGGAUAAGGAGUCAAUUGAGAAUAGAGCCGUUGCAGGAUAUUCGGGGGAUAUGACAGUAGAGCAGUAUAUGACUUACAUGUAAAAGAAAAGUAAAAAUCGCAACAUUAGCCAAUGGAUGAAGCAAACUUAGCCAUCGUUGUGUCAGCAUUUGACUGCUUUGAGCCUCUCAUGGCUACUUACAAAGAACACCAUGAUAGUAUAGUUGUAGUUUUAACAUAAUUUUGGAUGUACCUUGGUUAUUCUCUUUAUUUAAUUGAUUUACCUUGAUUAUGUAUUGAUAUUUUUAUAAUGUAUUUUUUCCAUGGAUUAGGACAUAAUUACCCCUACACCUAUAGCACAUACAGAAAUCACUCAGGGACCUUUUUGUUAUACAAGUGAUGAUUUGUCAUGCCAUUGAAAAGGGGGUAAUUAAUUUUGGUAUUCACAGGACUGACUGUUUGGCAAUCCCAAACUAUUGUCUUAGCAAAAUCACUACUAUAGUAAAACUCGUUUUGACAUGAUGCCAGCAUUAUUUUGUCUCCUAACUAGUCUAAUUAAUAUCAGAGUAAUUUCUGGUAAUUAGAAAGUCAGAUGUUAUGUUUUUCAUAUUCAUUCUAUGAAAAACUUCAUAUUUUUGUUCUUGUCAUCCAGUUAAUAUAAAGUACAAGGUUCACUAGAUACAGUAAUAGUAAAAUACCUUAUGAUCCCAUGUGAAUAUAGGAACUGGUGUUGUUCUAACUUUUUCACGGAAUUUUGUUACAGAUUCCAAGAAACAAGGUAUUUUAAAACUACUUUUUAAUGAGUAUUUUCUUUGUUUUCCUUUUUUUUUCUUUUUUUCUUCUUAUAUUACUACCCCAUAUCAGGAGAUGAGAACACCUCUAAACUAGGUGGAGUACAAACAUAGAUAACAGUCUGUACAAUUUUCAUGGUUCUAAAAAUAAUUUAAGCAAACUAUAGAUUAGCAAGUUUUAAAAGUGGUUAUAAGGUAAUUUUUGUUAUUACAUUUUAAUUGAAGCAACUACACAAAUCUGCUUUUUGUAGCAUGUGUCUAUACCUCGUGUGCAUGUGUUUGUGUGUUAAAGGUGGUAUAUAUGAAGGGCAGUUCAUGUGGAUUCAUGAAUGAAAAGUAGAGCAAAACCAUGUUAGAGUAUUGUAACUUAAUUUCUGUUUUUAAGUUGUCAUUUAUGCUUUAAAGUAUGUAUGUAACAGACAAAAAUGAAGAAUUACAGGUUUUGUAGUUUUCAUUGACAGUAUAAGGGUUGCUGAAACAUUAACUAAAACAUUUCCAAGUUCUCAUCCUGUAUUUUUUUUUAACAUUUUUUCAUGAGUUAUAGAAAGGUGAAUAUUAUUAAGAAGGGAAAUUAAUGUAAUCAUGUUUAGCAAUGAGGCAUUAAUUCGUUUGUGAAAAUGGGCUAGGUAAGUCUUGAAGGCAGUUUUGAAUGAAGGAUGGUGGUGGUGAUGCAGUAUUGGUACAGGCCAAGGGAAAUGGCCAGCAGUGCUAGGCAAAGAGAGAAAAGGAAAAAAAAAAAAAAAUUUAGCAUGAUGUAUUGGGAGUAUUGAUGGCUAAUGAUCUCUUUUGACACAAAGCAAAUGAGUACUUUUAUAUUCUAAUGUAGGUUGUGAUUAAUGGCAAUACGUAUGAGAUUAUAAGACGAAGGUGCUGAGCCACAGUUGGAAUUAGUUGACGAGAUCCCAAGGAGCAACUUCGUGAAUUCAGUGAGCUCUCGUAUCAUAAAUGUACCGUUUAAGUUGGGUUUUUCACGUUUUUGCCCAGACAUUCAAGAGAUAACUGCCUGAUGAUUGAUAUAUAAGGCCUAAUACGUGCUCUGGUAAUUAUUUUCAGUUAGAGUAGUGAGUAUAUCCUUAGCCAAGGUGUGAGACAAGAUCUUUUCUUUUAUAAAGAGAAAGAAGUACUUACUAUUUUUGAAAAGAGAAACACUUAGCAUAUCCUUAACAACUUUCAUUUCGCAGGGGCAGCUCGGUAUGGUAGUGAGGGAAUUUUAGGGCACCAGGGUGGGGAUCCCCAAACCAACGGCCGGCCCUCGCCCAGUACUGCUCAGCCAUCGACCUACAUCAAGCUAUAGUCAUGAAAUUUUUGAGGGUUACAUUGUGUAGAUAACGCUUGCCCCGCUGGAGGAGUGCCAGGUCCCCACCAGCUGCGACCAAAAAAUACCCCAGUGAAAUGUUAAGAAUUCUAAGUAUGUAUUUGUGAAUUUUGAUUAAUUUUUUUUUUCAUUGUUUUUAUUUUGAAGGAUUAGUCAUUUUUUAUUCAUUUAUUUUUUAUUUUAGUUAAUGGUUUUGUUACAGUGCCCUGUAGAUAUGUCAGGUAAAGAAGACAAAGUUUGUUAGGGGAAAUAUAGGUAUUACUUUUGCUAGAUUCUGAGGACUUCUUAACAUUGUUGAUUGCUUUAUCUUGUAAAGAAAAGGAGAAAAGAAAAAAAAUCAAGCCAAGGUUUCUUUUUGACCUAGGCUGUAUCUUGCGUUGGUUGCAGUCAGUACAGUAGUAUUUGGAAGUAUGAAUUGUAGUUUUAUGCAAGUGGAAAUAGUAGUAGAACUACAGAUAGUUAUCCUUGUGUCCUCUCAUAGUUAGGAUUUUGUUUGGAAUUUUACUUUUGUGUGCACACAAUCAUGCAACAUCCUUCCAGCGUGGGCACAGUGUAUUAGAAACAGUACGCCUCCGCGACCAACAGUACACUAGAAUUUCAAGGAGUAUGAAUGACCAUCCCUACAUUGCCUACUUCUUACUUAACUAAGCAAUGUAAGUCACCACAACUCUAACACACUUUUUUUAUGCCCACCACGAUAAACCUCUCUCUCCACCUGGUCUAAGGUUAGAAGUAAGAUAUAAAGAAGACCAAAGAUUAGCUCGUAUCAAGAACUGCCCUCCGUACAGGACCAUUUCUCUUUCCCCUUUUCCAUCGUAUAUUUUUAGCACAUAACUCGCUCUCUUGUUAAUUUCAUUUAUAAACAGGUUACGUGGACGAGCAUUAUCGAAUGUUUUUACAUGUUUGUCAAUACUGUAUUUAAUUUUUUAAGGUAGGUUUUCUAGGUGAAAAAAAUUGAUUCUCAGUAGUGUUAAAGACAUAGCUCAUAAUUUUAUUGUUAUUAUUGUAAAUUUCCUUUAUCUGAGUAAUAUUAAGGUUUAAUGAUAUAAUAAAGUCAAAUGUUUUAAUACCUCGUCGCAACAAAAUGGCAGUGUGCUUGAAGUGCCGUCGGUUUUGUCAAGGUAAAUGUGGCCAGGCUCAAGGUUGCUGUGUGUAUUAGGAAGCUGCAUUUCAGAAUUGUGUAGUCUAUAGCAUAUUGAGUUUCUGUAUAUGUGGCUUGUCAGGAUAGUUAAUGUAUAACUCAUUUUGUGACAUUGCUCCUUUUCAUUUUAAUUUUAAAUUAUUAUGUUCUUUUUUAUAUAAUUAUUAUUACUUGUAUGGUGGCUAUGUGGCCAGGUUAACCUAGAUGAGCUGCCGGUCUUCUGGUUAUUGUCGUUCUUAGGUCGUGUCGCUCCUUGGGUCCUGUACUGUUUGGGCUUUACGUGAAUUCCCCGGUUGUAAACAAAGAGUAUGUGGCUCAGUGGUUUUUUAACUGUACAAUUUUAGGUACAAUAUUGUUAAGAAGAAUUGGUUUUGUGCUCAUUUCUUAUGUUGAGGCCGUUGUAUUUGAUACUGAAAUAUAACUUAGUGUACCGAUGCCUUUUGUACAGCAUUUAGGUUUUAAGUUUUAGCCUAUAUUUUGUACAUACAGACUUUUUUAAACAAUGAUACUGGAGGUUUAAGUGUAGGUAUUUUGUGUAAAUGAUUGAGUGUGUCGCCAAAUGGCAGUUGAUGUGUACUGUUUCUUUUUUCCUUUUAUUUUAAAAUUGUUUGAAAAGAUACUGUAAUAUUAAACAGCUGACUCCCUUACAAAGGUUAGUUUGUAAGGAGGUGCCUCCCCCAUGCCUGUAUUAGUAGCUGUUGUUGGGAUGUUGCAGCCGAAGCAAUCUAUCAUCAAACCCCCAGAUAGAUAACUGAUAUUUUUUGUUUUUAAGGUGACAUCAAAUAUUGUGUACCAUAGUGAAUGUGAGUGAAUGGCUUUUUUAUACUGGAUGUGGCUUGGUUCGGCUGGGACUCCCUUUUUAUGGUUGAUGCCGUGUUCAAAAGUUGCAGUGUGCGGCUGCUAAGUAAAUUUUGUUCAUGAACUGGUACAAUGUAGGCGAGUAGUGCAGCUGCCUUGAAUGAAUUAUUGGUCUUUUUAAAAGAACAAAAGUUGCAAGGUCGGUUGUUUAUAAGCAGCUUCAAAACAGAUGGCUAUGAUGUGUAAAGAAAGUAGCAGCACUCCAAUCACCCCCAAACUGAUGUAGAAGUUUUCUUUUUAUUUUUUUUUUUUCCAACUUUUUUUGGGAUACAUCUGGCAGUGUUUCAAUACAAAAGGGUUAGCAGAAAAACAAUGGGGAGCGGCUCUCACCUUACCGCUGCAAAGCCUGCUAUGCCCAGAAACCCUCACGUCUUGACCCACCUUUAUAAUACUUCAGUUUGAAUGAAGAUGUAUAAAACAUGGUAGGGGUAGGUGGAGGAGGAGUGUUUGUAUAUAUAUUUUUUUCAUAUAUAUACACAAGGUGUUGACGACUUACAUAACAGUAAAAACAAAAAAAAAAAUUAAAGAUCCCCAUGUGUGUGCAAUGCCUUCAACAGGUACUUUGCAAAAGUAGUUGUUUACACUUGGGAAGGAAGGGGAGGCUAGUGUUUGAAUAGGCCUGGAAUGUGUUUGCAUAUGCCUACAAAUGAUCCACUGUAUUUGCUCCCCCUCCUCCUUAAUAAAGGCCUCCCCAGAAGCUUGUACAGGUGUAUUAAAAUAUAUAAAAAAAAUAAAAAAAAAAUAAUAAUAAAAGCAAGGCAGUUUAAUCGUGCACUGUCUAGCCUCUUAAGUACUACCUGAAUGUGUCUAUGUAUAUCAGGUGUGCUGUCUAGAAAGUGUACGUUUGUCCCACACUCUUUCUGGUGUGCUGCAUGGAAUACUCAUCUUUUGUGACCUUUGUACUUCUUAAGGUAGAAUUUGUAUCUAAGAAUUUGAUGAGAAUGCUUAAGCAACGUUUUCCUUGCUUGUAAAAAGGUGCUUACAAAAAAAUUGGGUGUAUGUACUUGUGCUGUGGGUAGAAGUAAUUAAAAAGUCAUUUGCUUUUAUUAUUUACAAUUUUUAUUAUUUGAAAACGUGCUUGAGCACUCUCUCUUUCUCACGCUUUCCUGGUAGACUAUGCAUAUGUAAGGUGAUUUUUACAAUUAAAUUUGUACCGAGAAAUUGAUAUUUUAAGAGUGUGGUGACGGUUGUCCCGUCAGGCGGUGUAGUAUUCCUUGCAGAUGCCAUAAGAAGUGGAGGGUUUUGUUUUGCUGCAUCAGUUAGUUGAUACAGUAUUUUUGGACUGCCGUGUGUGCAACAUUGGCCUGUGGAAUUGAUUGUGUUGCAGCUCUUUGUGAAGUAAGUAAACUGUAUGUGUGCCUACAAACACACAAGAAUUUAUGCUCAAAUCAUAUUAUUAUUACACUAAGACUUGAGUGAACCAGGAAAUUGAAUAAUAAUGUUUUAGAUGUAAUUAUACCAAGUUGUCGUAAUAACAACACUGUCAUCAGGGAAAAUUUUGAUUAAGUAGAUCUUCUAUACCAUAAUGAACAUCUUUUUUUAUUUGAAACUUUGUACAUAUAGGGUUAAGGCUGCAAAACUAGAGAGUGCCACAUUUUAGAAAUUAAAUUUAGAGAUAGUUUAAUUUGUACAAUCCUGCUAGUGUGUACAGCAGAUAAACGGCAAAAUAUAAAUGACAGAAAAGAGAUCUUUUUAUCUCCCUUAUUACUAAAGUAAGGAAAUAACCAUUGUUAGGAAAGCCUUGUUCUUUUGAAAUUUCCACAAAAGCCAAGAGCUAAUGUGUGGAUAAUGCUUAAGCUAGUUAUCAUUUCUGUGACAUUCAGUAGCCACAUAAUAUUGAAUAUGAAACAGCAAUGUCAAACAUUCUGUAUUGAACUUUAAUAAAUAUAAUAAAACA
Molecule: messenger RNA, 7732 nt
Organism: Macrobrachium nipponense
Lineage: Eukaryota; Metazoa; Arthropoda; Malacostraca; Decapoda; Palaemonidae
Product: heterogeneous nuclear ribonucleoprotein 27C-like
Exons: 9
Coding region: 425-1834 (469 amino acids)
Biological process (GO): central nervous system development; regulation of translation
Cellular component (GO): cytoplasm
Molecular function (GO): mRNA binding
Source: RefSeq, a predicted model, not a curated record